GAAAAAACCACGUGACCUUGCUGACGACCUCUGGUUUGGUAUUUAAUAUCGUCCGUCAUUUGGUCAUCUGCUUCUUGUAGUUUCACGAUAAACCUAGAUUGUUGACGAACGGAUCAUCUUUAUAGGAUAGCUCGAAAUUUUUGGACUCGCGCGCGCGUGUCAAAAGUUUUAGACUAAUUCGUAUCAUUGUUAAGAAUUCUGACAGAUAUGAUACGAACCAUAUCGAGCAUACGGUUGGCCCGCUCUAUCGUCCGCGGUUCUGUACGAACCAACACCGUCAGAUCCAUAGUUAUCCGCUAUCUUCACAGAAAACAUCAACAGAGGGUUUUUAUUCAGCAUCACACUGUUUUACAUUGUAAAUUAACACCAUGGCAGCAACAAUUCAGGUUUUAUGUGGAUUAUCCCGAUCAUAUCAAAGUCCCACUUCCAGCAUUGUCUCCCACCAUGGAGACAGGAACAAUAAUCAGUUGGCAAAAAAAAGAAGGUGAUAAGUUAAAUGAAGGUGAUUUACUAGCAGAGAUUGAAACAGAUAAAGCCACAAUGGGAUUUGAAACUCCCGAAGAAGGUUAUUUGGCCAAAAUUUUGGUACCUGCAGGAACAAAAAAUGUGCCCAUAGGCAAACUGGUUUGCAUUAUUGUGCAAGAUGAAUCGAAUAUAGUUGCAUUUAAAGACUUUAAAGAUGAUACAGUGACUGCUCCUCCUCCUGUAUCUCCUACACCAGCAGUCCCAACACCAUCUGUACCAUCACCGACACCACCAUCUGCACCAGCUGUAGCAAAAGCUCCUUCUAUUCCACCGCCUUCUGGAGAAAGGAUAUAUGCUAGUCCUUUAGCGAGAAGAUUAGCAACUGAGAAAGGACUUAGUUUACAGGGUUUGAAAGGAACAGGAUUAUAUGGCUCUAUAACAUCCAAAGAUCUGGAAGGUGCUACUGUAGUUCAACCAGGAAUAGCACCAGUUGGGACACCAGUUGGUGCACCAGUUGGAGCAAUAGAUAUUCCUGUAUCAAACAUACGUGCUAUUAUUGCUAAACGUUUGUUGGAGAGCAAGCAGACAAUUCCGCAUUAUUAUCUUUCAAUAGAUGUAAAAAUGGAUGCUGCAUUGGCAAUGCGAGAACAAUUUAAUAAAUUGUUAGAAAAAGAUAAAGUAAAAUUGAGUAUAAACGACAUUAUCAUCAAAGGAAUGGCUAUGGCGUGUAAAAAAAUCCCAGAAGGCAACAGUGCCUGGUUAGGAAAUGUAAUCAGACAAUACAAUAAUGUAGAUGUUAGUGUAGCAGUAAGCACAGAUAGUGGUCUAAUUACUCCCAUAGUGUUCGGUGCCGAUACGAAAGGUAUAGUUCAAAUUAGUAAAGAAGUGAAGGCAUUAGCCGCAAAAGCGAGAGAAGGAAAGUUAAAACCGCAGGAAUUCCAAGGAGGAACAAUUACUGUGUCUAACUUAGGCAUGUUUGGAAUUAAGAACUUUGCUGCUGUAAUAAACCCUCCGCAAUCUAUUAUUCUUGCUGUAGGUGGCACAGAGACUAAACUGAUACCUGCCAAAAAUGAGAAAGGAUUCACAACUGCCCAAUAUAUGACUGUAACUGCUAGUUGCGAUCAUCGUACCAUUGAUGGUGCGGUAGGUGCACAAUGGUUAGUUGCCUUUAAGGAUUUCAUAGAGAAUCCGUCGACGAUGCUCCUAUAAGAAGUUGAAUCCAUUUAUUUAUCAAUUGAGUGAUUCGAGCGGCACAGAUAACACAUAAAUAUUACUUCAAAUAGAAAUAUAUUUCAAGAAAUAUUUAAGAGAGAUAUUUAUGGAUUAUUAUUUCACCAAGAUUGUUUUUCAGUAUUGAUUUGAAUUUAAAUGUUGUGCUAACAUUAUUGGAAACUGUUGAAAGUUAUAUAAAACGUUUUACGUUAAAUACAAAUAACAACUAAUGUUUCAAUUCAGCAAAAUUAAAAUUGACAAAUAAUUUAGGUUUGCCGCUUUAUUUGAUAAGAUCGAAAAAUUUUUUCAACCAAAUCGAGUGUUAUCUAAAUUUAUAACAACUGCCUCUUUUAGUGACCAUGUGUACAUAUGUAUAUUUAUAAUAAAUAAAUAGUACAACUGCAUUAUGUUGCAGAAAAUA
Molecule: messenger RNA, 2098 nt
Organism: Formica exsecta
Lineage: Eukaryota; Metazoa; Arthropoda; Insecta; Hymenoptera; Formicidae
Gene: muc
Product: dihydrolipoyllysine-residue acetyltransferase component of pyruvate dehydrogenase complex, mitochondrial
Exons: 7
Coding region: 208-1674 (488 amino acids)
Biological process (GO): pyruvate decarboxylation to acetyl-CoA
Cellular component (GO): pyruvate dehydrogenase complex
Molecular function (GO): dihydrolipoyllysine-residue acetyltransferase activity
Source: RefSeq, a predicted model, not a curated record